Molecule: messenger RNA, 1065 nt
Organism: Acanthosepion pharaonis
Lineage: Eukaryota; Metazoa; Mollusca; Cephalopoda; Sepiida; Sepiidae
Source: the annotation of a GenBank genome assembly
AUGCUGGUACCAUCACAGAUUCGGCACCAGGGCAAAGAAUUGCUCGGCACCCUGCAAAUACAGCUCCAAAACCAAGUCGGAAAACUAAACAGCCGGCGGGUAGGAGCGGCAGAACCUCCCGGCAAAAACAUACGAAGCCGCCUUUUCUACGUAUGGGACCGACGGAACAACAUAAAGUUUCUAGUGGACACGGGAGCAGCUAUCAGCGUUAUACCCCCCAAAGAACAGCAAGACCGAAAGGCGACCCCGUAUAAACUCCAGGCAGCAAACGGCUCGACGAUCGAGACAUAUGGAGCCAAGACACUGACUCUGAACAUCGGUAUGCGGCGCGAUUUUACAUGGACUUUCACCCAGGCAGACGUAAAAACGCCAAUACUCGGUGCAGAUUUCCUGGCCCAUUAUGAUCUAGCCGUGCACAUGAAUACGAGAACUUUAUCAGACAAUACCACGAACAUUGCUGUUAAAGGCACCCUCUCUCGACACAACACCACUGGAAUCAGUGUGACAACUUGCCACGGACGAGAGUACAUCGAGAUCCUAAACAGAUACUCGGACCUCAUUCAACCACUCGCAGGUACCGGUCCGGCAAGACACCAAACACAGCACCAUAUAAAGACCAGUGGACAGCCCACUUUUUCCCACCCACGACGACUUCCUCCUCAUAAGCUGGAAUACGCCCAAAAGGAGAACGACGCCGUAAAAAAACCUCUCACACCUAGCUACCAAGGCCCUUUCAAAGUUCAGAAGCGUUCUAAGAAAUUUGUCACGAUCAUGCGCGGCAAAAACAAAGAUACAGUCUCCAUCGACCGACUUAAACCAGCUUGGUUAGAGGAAACUUCUCCCGAGCCAGACUUACCAACAACGACGGAAGAUGAAACAACAACACCAGUCGACUACCAAGCUGCGAUCCUGCGCGACACUCCACCCAAGGACGAACUGACUACACCACAGCACUGUCCGCGUCGAUCCUCUCUCUCUGCAAGUACAGACAUCCAGGGAUCGACUGGACCUCGAACAUCGCUGGUUCCAUUCGGCCUACCUCCAAGCUGUCGCCUUGAGACCUGA